AUGCAGACCAGGAAUGAGCAGCUGGCAAGUACCUUAGCACGUUGCUGUUGCAACGAGGCUGAUACAGCCAAAACAAUGAAAAGUCGCACUUGGAGCACUCAUGAAUUGACCGCCGGUCUGACCAACCUCCUUGAAGCCAACUCACUGGAUUUGCCAGACGACUUGAGCCAGCUCAAGGAAUUGGAAGCGACUUUAGCGAAUUUGGAAGCAGCUCAGGCAAGCCCUCAAGCUUCGCGUCCUAAAGAGCCGCCGCAAGUGGAACCUGCUGAGGAACUUGAGACGCAACCAGCAACAGAGAGCCAGGUUCGCCAGCGAGUGAUUGAGAUGUUCAAGAGCGGCCAACUUGACGCGUCUACUGCUAUGCAACUCUUGGCGCAGUCAGCUGAUCCCGCACCGGUGUCUUCUGAGGUGGCAGGUAGUUCCAAGAAAAGCAGUGUUCCCGAACCAGAUCAAACACAAGAUGAUGAUGAUGAGUUAGAUGAAGCCCUAGAUGAAGUCACGCAAGAUGAUGGAACCAAACUUGACAGCAAAGCGAAAGCGGCUUUGAAAGCAAAGCUGCGCAGGUUGUGUGAAAAGAAGUCAGGAGACAGGUUGAUGGUUCCCGAGUGGUUGCACAAGAAGUGGAAGGAGGGUAACCAUAUGGCUUUGGCACUUGAGCUGCAGAAAUGCAACUUCGAUAAGGACAAGUUCAUCAAGAGUUGUGAGAAGACAUACACCGAGAUUGACAGCAAAAAACACAAGAUUUUCGGUGGCUACUACACGCGUGAGACCAUGAAAACCAAGUUGAAGUGGAACCAGAAGAAAAUCGAGGGUGCAAUCAAGCUAUGCGAAGAGGAUGCCUCAGGUGAACUUGUGAGGAACUGCAAGUACAGUGGCGAGCCAGAGUACUGGGUGGACACAGACGAAGUUGGGGAAAGGGGGCAAGAGCGGGAGUACAAGAAACAGCGAAAGGACACUGAGAAAACUCCCAUUGAGAAGCCUGACCAAUCCCGAAUUACGUCUAUGGCAUCCCGUGCAAUUCGUUCCAAGUCGGUUUUGUCCAAGUUCUGCGAAAGCAUUUUGCAGAAGUCUGCAAAGAUCCGCUCCCUAGUGCAAGACCUUCAGAAAAACUAUGCCGAUCCAGCGGCCAUGAAGUCUAUUGAAGCUCUACAGCGUGAUCUUGUGGCGCUGGAGUCCUGCUACAACCAGUGUUCGGAGUUGCUGGCACAGGGAGAGGCCAAGGACUUCAACAAAGAUUGGUCUCAGCAAUCCGAGAAGAUGAUGAAGGAUUGCACUUUGACGUGCCUUGGGUGCAAAAUGAACUGCCAUUGA
Messenger RNA from Cladocopium goreaui, 1311 nucleotides. NCBI's taxonomy places the organism in Eukaryota, Dinophyceae, Suessiales, Symbiodiniaceae. The record is from the annotation of a GenBank genome assembly.